UGCAUACAAAAGUUCGACGGGAGCAAAAGUAAUUAUUAAUUUAAUCCAAAGCCAAUUCGACUCCAAUUGGCGGUCUGCUGGUUGUUUCGUAUGCCCCGAAAGUGUUGAGUUUGCUGAUUGAGUGAAUAGCGGCAGCAAGAGCGGCGCUGUCGUCCAAUUUAAGUCGCCGUCUUCUUCGUCAGUGUUUGUUGUCGUCGCCUCGUUCGUCCUUGAUUUCAUUUCGUCCUCGUACAACAAGAACAACAAGAACAACCAGGAUCACCGCAACACGCAGUUUCCAAAUGCUUUAAACCGAUUCGGCAAACCUCUAAGGCAAAAAUGUAUACAUAUAUAUAGAAAUAACAACAACUAAAAUAAUAAAAAAAAAUUAUAAAAAGACAAGCAGCGAAUCAAGAAGCGAAAACACCAAACAAACAAGGAAAUACAACCCAAAGUCACUGGAGGCUCGCAAAAUUUUUUACAAAUUUGCAAUACAUUUUAAGUGAGAGAGAGAGAGAGAAAAGGAGGAGGAAAAGUGGUUUGCGUGUGUUCGUCGUCUCAGGAUCUCUUUUUUCCCAACCCCCCUCCCGCCGGAGAAACGAACUGUUGUUGGACUUUUUCCGCGGCGAGAGGAGAAACCCCCAUUGGAAUGGCUCUCUUGGGAGAGCGGCAGGACAUUAGGGAGCACCAGCAGUAGGAUCAGCAGUGAACAGGAAGGAGCCAGGAGUUAGGAGCUAGGAGCCAACAGGGGAGGAUCAGGAUCAGGCAAUAGGAAGCAGGAUAAGGGAAGCUGGAUAUUGGCAGCAGGAUAAGGAAAGCUGGAUAUUGGAAGCAAGACAAAGAAAGCUGGACACUGGAAGCAGGACAAAGGACAAAGGAAGCUGGAUACUGGAAACAGGAUAUAUAGGAAACCGGAAAUACAGCCCAGGCAAUAAUAGGAAUCAUUUGAAUCGCAAGUCGAGCACUUAAUAAACCCAGGAAGCGCCAGAAAAAGCUCAGGAUCAUGAAUACCUUGGAGGAGCCAGUCCUGGCGGUGGACACGGUCGAUCCGUGUUCGCCGGGGCCUCCCAGCCUAAAGACCGUUCUCAGCGACGAUGCCUCGAACUCAUCGGUGCUGGAGGACAUCGAUGUGAGCAAUACGAGCAGCAGCAGCUCCAGCUCGAGCAGCUCCAGCUCCAGCUCGGGAUCCUGCUCGGGAUCGGGCACGGACACGGACACCGGCAAGGGCAGCAGCACGGUCGGCAGUCUCGAUGUGACCAGCUCCUCGAGCAUCGGAUCGGCGGCCUCCAUCUCAUCGACGGGCUCCACGGCCAUCGCCGGACCCACCGGCUGCCUGCUGGACGACUCGAACUCAUCGGGCCUGGGCCUGGUGGUGGAUGUGGAUAGUGCCGGUAGCAGCCAGGAGCUGAGCAGCCACGGCGUCACCGAGCUGGACUCGCUGGAGGACUCGUGCAACGGCCUUAUGAUCAAGGAUGGGGACAAGCUAUGCAAGCUGUGCAGCUCACGCCUCGUGAUGCCGCGCAUCCUGUCCUGUCUGCACGUCUUCUGUGAGGACUGCCUGCAGGCUGUGGUGUCGAAGGACUCGAUGGCGGCCAGCUCGCCGAACAGCUGCUCCUCGUCCUCGUUCGACGGCAGCGAGAACCAGCACCGCCUGCCCGCGCUGCUGCUCGAGUGCCCCAUUUGCAAGCAGGAGACGCCCCUGGGACCCAAGGGGGUCAAGGGUUUGACCUGCGACUAUAUCGUGACCAAUAUACUGGACCUCUCCAACCUGGAGUCGGAGCACAUUGUGUGCACCUCGUGCAAGAGCAAAGAGGAGGCCAUUUCGCGGUGCAACGACUGCGCUAACUUCCUGUGCAAUGGCUGCGACAAUGCCCACAAGUAUAUGCGCUGCUUCGAGAAUCACCAAGUGUUGCGAAUCGAGGAUCUGACGAAGAACAUCCACGACAAGCUGAUCAUCCACAAGCCGGUGUGCUGCCGCCAGCAUAUAAGCGAGAAUCUCAAGUACUACUGCUUCACCUGCCAGGUGCCCACGUGCAAUGAUUGCCUGCUGAGCGAACACAAGGGCAGCGACCAUCACUACGAGACGGCCUCGGUGGCCGAGCAGGCGGUUCGCGCCGAUUUCGAGCAGACCCUGAGCGAGGCGCUCAAGAAGGCCGACUACUGCAACGAUGCGGGCGGCAAUCUGGGCAGUGCCCUCACGGAGCUCCAGGCGCAGCACGAUACGGUGCGCCAGCAAAUCGAGGAUGCCUACAAAUGCUACAAGCGUAUCCUCGAGUCGAUCAAGGAGCAAAUGCUCAACGAGCUAGGUCGCCUGCACUCGGAUCGCGAGCUCAAGAUCAUGGACCUGAUGCAGAGCAUGGAGAACAACAUGGGCAAGCUGCAGCAGGCGGCGCAAUUCGGCCAGCGGGCCCUCGACAAGGCCAAUGCCAUAGAGUUCCUGCUGCUGAAGCCCGUGAUUAAUGCCCAGUGCGUGAAUCUCAUGGAGCAGACACCCAAAUGCAAUGUCAACUAUCAGCUGCAGUUUGACUCCAAGCCGGAAAAGUUUGAGCAAUUCGCUAGGGAGAUGUUUGGUAAAUUUCAAACGGAUCAGAGUGACUCUAGUCCCAAGAAGCAAGCGAUGGCACAGCAGCAGCAGCAGCAGCAGCAGCAGCAGCAGCAGCAACAACAACAACAGCAGCAGCAGCAACAGCAGCAGCAAAUGCAACAGCAACAGCAGCACCAGCACCACCAAGUGCAGCAGCAACAGGUGCAGCACCAACAACAGCAGCAGCAGCAACAGCAGCAAUUGCAGUUGCAGCAACAGCACAGCUCAAACAAUUUGAUUGUGGGCCAUCGCGGCAGCUCCUCUGUCCAGGGACGCCUGAGCUCUGCCGUAUUCAGCCCCAUCUCGCUGCCCUCCUCGCUGCAGAGUUCCUUCGAUGGCGACACUAACUCGGUGAUGACCAACUUCUCCAUGAUGGACUCACCGCCGCAGCCGCCUUCGCAACAGCAAUUGCCCUCUGCCCAGCAGCAGCAGCAGCAGCAGCAGGCUCAACAGCAGCAGCAGCAACAACAACAGCAGCAGCAGCAGCAGCAACAACAGCAACAACAACAGCAGCAGCAACAGGCAGCGGUGUUGCAGCAGGUGCAACAACAGCAACAGAAGCACCAGCAACACCAAGUGCAGCAGCAACAGCAACAGCUGCACCAGCAACCAUCGGCCCAAUCCAUGCCCCCGCAUGUGGCCCAGCUGGUUGCUCCGCAGGGCAUUGUCCAGCAGGCUGGUCAUGUCAAUCUCAACGCUGGUCCCGGCCCGAAUAUAUCCAUCAACGGCCUGGGCGCCGGUGGUCCACCGCCCAGUUUCAGCAUGCUGGAGUACAAUAUCUCGCGACUUGCCAGCUUGACGGAAACGAUGCCGGACAGCCUCAACGAUGCCCUGGCCGUCGGAGGCGGUGCGCCAGGACCUGUCCCGAAUGUUGCCCAAGUGCCUGGUGGAUCCGUGGCCGUUGCCGGUGGAGCUGUUGUAGGCGCGCCACAUCCGCAUCAGCAGCAACAGCAGGCCGUGAUGCCAGCAUCGGCGGUGACGCCCACGCAGCCCAUUACCCUGGCGGACAUCCUCUCGGGCGACCAGCGGGCGCUCAACAACCUGCAGGCGCUGGCCAAGCUGGGACUCAACAACAAUGACGAUGAUGAUCUUUUGUUGAACGGAUCCUCAACGGGCAUUGAUUUUUUGUCAGAUUUCUGCAUGCCGCCGGCCACAUCGCCCAGCCUGCAGUCCCUCAACCCGAUCGUGGGUGGCGUGGAGGACAUGGGACUCAAUAACUUCCAUGCCGUGGCUGCGCCGGGCACCACCAGUGUGGUCACGGGCCGCAACAAGGCCACCCCGAUGCAAAUCCGCUGCAAAUUCGGCUCCCUGGGCACCGCAAAGGGCCAGUUCAACUCGCCCCACGGAUUUUGCCUGGGCGUCGACGAGGAGAUCAUCGUGGCCGAUACGAACAACCAUCGCAUCGAGGUCUUCGACAAGAUGGGCGCCCUCAAGUUCCAGUUCGGAGUGGCGGGCAAGGAGGAGGGCCAGCUCUGGUAUCCGCGCAAGGUGGCCGUGAUGCACAACAACGGCAAGUUUGUGGUCUGCGACCGUGGAAACGAGCGCUCCCGCAUGCAGAUAUUCUCCAAGUGCGGACACUUUAUGCGCAAGAUCGCCAUCAGAUACAUUGAUAUCGUGGCGGGAUUGGCCGUCACUGCCAAGGGUCAUAUCGUGGCCGUCGAUAGCGUUUCGCCCACCGUGUUCGUGAUCUCCGAGGAGGGGGAAUUGGUCCGCUGGUUCGACUGCAGCGACUACAUGCGCGAGCCCUCCGACAUCGCUAUACGAGACAACGACUUUUACGUGUGCGAUUUCAAGGGCCAUUGUGUGGCCGUCUUCCAGGACGACGGCACAUUCCUCUAUCGCAUUGGCAACGAGAAGGUCACCUGCUUUCCCAAUGGCAUUGAUAUUUCGAAUGCCGGGGACGUGCUCAUCGGUGACUCGCAUGGCAAUCGCUUCCACGUGGCCUGCUACUCCCGUGAGGGCGCCCUCCAGUCCGAGUUCGAGUGUCCCCACGUCAAGGUUUCCCGCUGCUGCGGCCUAAAGAUCACAUCCGAGGGCUAUGUGGUGACGCUGGCCAAGAACAAUCAUCAUGUUCUGGUCCUGAACACCCUCUAUGUUCACUGAUUGCAAAUCAAAGCGCGCAACAAUCGUCCAUCAGUCGAUAUGAACAAAUACAACUACAAAUACUCGUCGGGCAAGAUAUACGGGUGUCGACGGCAGCAGCAAGCAACCAGCAACAGCAAUAGCAAUAGCAAUAGCAACAGCAACAGCAAUAGCAACAGCAACAUCAACCUCUUGGCAAGGACUCAACCUCAACCUCAACCUCAACACUGCAAUAGCAACAGCAACGGCAUCAGUCAAAUGUGCAACAUGAGCAACAUGAGCAACGUGAGCAACAUGAGCAACAUAAGCAACUUGAGCAACAUGAGCAACAUGAACAACAUGAACAACAUGAGCAACAUAAGCCUCAUUUGCAACGGCAGCAACACCAGCAACAGCAAUCAACAGCCGUCGACGACAGCAACAUCAGUCAUGCAAUAGCAACUUUAAGCAAGAAUUAGCAGCGGUUGCGGAAAGGCAUAGCAAGCUAGCUGGAAUAACAACAUUAUUACUACCAGCAAUUGCAACAAUCCAGUUAGGCGUAUAUAUAGGACAAAGUAUAUAUAUGCAUAUGUGCUAGAAGAGGGAAAAGCUAAAUCUCGAAACACCAAAAAUCCUUUUAAACCACAAACGUUGCCGUUUCACGAGCCACACAGCAACUGUAUAAACCAAUAACAAAAUGAUAAACAAAAUGCAACAAAUACUAUUUUUGAUCUCUAAUUUAAAAACAAUUAGCGCUACUACUAAAAACAAACAUCAACAAAUCUAACAAAGAAAAACAAAAAUAUUUUACUUAGUGUAACGAAUAACAACAACAACAACAAGCAAGAGGAGAAAACGAAGGAAAGUGGGAUAUUUUGAAAAUGUUUUUUAAAAACUCUUUUUAAAUUGUUUUUGAUUAUGCUUUUUUCAUUGAAUUUAUGUUCUUGUUAAAAAUUGUCAUACACACUCACACUCACACACACACACACACACACACACACACACACGCCACACUCACACAAACACUACUUUACAUGUUACUUAUUAUCUAUAUAGACAUAUAUAUUGUUAUAUCGACCGAUUAGCUUUUUUGUGCAUACCCUUCCAGAAUCUUUUUCUAAAAAACAAAACAAAAAAAAACGAAACACGCAUAUAUAUAUCUACACCUAGUAUACAACAUCUAUGUAUAUCUAGCAAAAUGUGCAACUUUUGUGCACAGGUUUUUGCUAACAAAUAAGCAAAUAAGGAAGUAAAUCAUUUGUUGAGGGCGUCAUCAGAGGUCGCGUACAGGCAAUAAUUAUAGAAGAAGAUGAAAUCUAAGUAGUUUAUUUUGAUUUCGAAACUGAAACCAAAACACUAAGAUAACAAAAUUCAGAAAACAAAAACUGUUUAGGUUUUUCCUUACGCUGCUUAUAUAAGGUGAUAUCUAUUUAUAUAUAAAUCUAUAUGAAUAUAUAAAAACAAAACAAAACUAUAUAUAUCUUAAACAUAUAUGUGAAAUCCUAUGACUAUAUGACUUUGCCAUAUAAUAUACAAAGCAGGACGACGAGAGAGCAGUAGGGAGUUAGGCAUAGGCAUAGGGAAAGCGAAAGCGAAAGCGAGGGACGAAGGACGAGAGGAGGCAACACACACUACACCCAGAGACCGACCCAGAGAACAUACAUUCGAUAUGUAUCCAACUAAUUGCGUUCUUCACGCCAGCGAUCCAACCAGAACUACAGACAACAAACUCAACAUACAAAUUACUCUGUAAGCUAACAAACCAAACAAAUCGAAUGCGGAUCGCAUUAGGCCAACAACUAUGAUAACUAAAAACAGCAGAGAGACAACAACAAAAAGCGUUAAAAAACCUACAAACCUAUCUGUUAAGUUCUUAUAUACAUUGUUAAACGAAAAACAAAGAAAAACAAAUAUUCCUUUUGCUUAUAUACAAAAAAAAAACAAAUGCAAUACACGCAACACACACAACACACCCACAACAACAACAACAGCAACACUCACGAUUUAUAUUGACGAUAUAACGACAAACAACCAUUUAAGAUGAUAUAUAUGUACGGAUACAUGCAACAUUUCUUUCCCGUUGUAAUACAAUAUAAGGCUGGUUUACUCCCAAGACAUUAUUAUUUAUCUAUAUACAAAAUAACAUUUUUAAUUGUGUGAAUUUUAUCAUGUGAGAAACGAUAGGUAGAACAACAAAGUGGCGUUUUAUUUAGAUGAUUUAGAAGUUGGGCGAGAAAGCAAAGCGAAGCAAGCAACUUAUUUUUAUAGGCUGUAACCACAUUUAUUAUAUACAUCCACAUCAACAACAUCCACACUUAUGUUUACACUACACAUACUCACUUACACAACAUGCAACAUGCAACAUGCAGCAUGCUGCAUAUGCUGCAUAUACAACGAAACGAAUCCUUUGUAUUGUGAAUAAUAUAUCCUGUUCGUUUUCGAUUCCUUUUCAAUGUUUUAAACAGCAGAAAUUAUGUUAAACCCAUUUUUGGUACUCGUGCUGAGAAAAGUGAAGAAAACUGUUUUAAAUCUUGUCAUUUUUUAAUUUGUAAUCCUAGUUUAAGCAUAUACACAACACAAAACCAUGAAAAUCGCGUUUAUGUUCAUGUUAAAUCUUAAGUUGAUACUAAAUAAGCAAAUGUACGAUUAUGUAUACCCUAAAACAUUUGCUUAACCAUCAUUUACUACUGUCAUAUGUGUAAUUACAAUUAUUUUUGUUUAGUUUUUACGUUGUUACGUGUGAGGCUACACAGUUCUGUAUACCUAAUUAUAGUUUAGUUUAAGUGUAAACCUAUGAAUAACUACCACAACCAAUGUGAAACGCUUCUGUUUGUUAUACCACUGAAAUUAUAAACAUUAUAAUUGAUAGAGUAUGUACCCCAAAGUUGUUGAUCGUAGACGAGAAGGUCUUAGAAAGGGAGGAUCGAUUAUGAUUAUGUAUGAUUCUGAGCGAAAGAAAGAGAGAGAGAGAGAGGGUAAAAAAUGCAAUUUUUUGUUAAACAAUUUGGCUGUUGAAAUAUAUAAUUUUUAAUUUAAUUACGUUUUUGCAUUUCGUUUACUGUAACUUAGGCCCCAAGCGAAUGUUAUACUAUGAAUUGAAUUUAUCGCGAAAUCUGUUGGAUUUCGGUUCACUUUCCUUAAACCUUUCCUCUUCCAUUUUCACAUAGAUAUUUUUAUUUUUGUCGCUGCAUUAACUACGGAAGUAUUAAGAGGAAACAUUUUGCUAAAGACAAUGGAAACACUCAAAUGCAAAGUAUACCAAAAGAUUUGUUAUUAAUUUCUUCUCCUAAUCGUGUUUGUAUUUUUUACUUUAUGGUUUUUUAUUUUGACUUCAUAUUUCCUAAUACUUUGUCUUCGUCUUAGGCAACAGAAUUUCUGUAAAACAAAACACAAAAACCAAACUCGAAAACUGUUAUACAAAAAAAAAGGGAUAGACCAACAAAAAAUACUAUUUUACAUUUGUUUAUAGUUUUUAUGGAAAGCCUUCAAAUGAAAUUGUAAUUCCACACGCUUUUAUUUUAUAAACUAAAACCGACACAUAAAGAGGUUAACAUUUAUUAUUAUCUUAAUUUGUGUUUAAUUUUUAUUUCUCUCUCUUUGUUAAAACCACAAAAUGGAAAAAGUCAAUUGUUGCUUUAAAGAAAAUUUUAAAUUUUAAUUUAAGUUCAAUAUGAAAAUGAUAUUAAGUGAAAUUGUAUAUGAUUUUUAUGCGAUGCGAUGCGAUGCGUUUAAGUAGCAAAAAAAAAAAAGAAAAAACAAAACAACUUUUCCACACCAAACACACAAACAAAAACAAAUUUAUUUCCUAUGGCAUACAAAUUUUUAAGUGAAAAAACCAAAUAAACAUAAUGUGCUUAAGUUUAAAUCAAAUUUACAAUUUAGUUGAGAUUACGCAACUUAACGACGAUAACAUUUUACUAACUACGUAUGAACUAUAGGAUUUCUAGCGAAAAUAUAUAUAUAUUUACAACCUGUAUAUAUUCGUAUUAUGUAUACAGUUAUGUACGAUUAGCGAAUGGCCCAGAAAGGGGGCGUGGCCAGGAGAGGGGCGGUACUACCACUAGUCAGUGACAAACACCAAUUACUAACUACCAAUUACUAACCCGAACGAACUGGAAAACGAAACGGAAACGGAAAUAGUGAUUGGAAAUAACACGGGGCGGAACAUGGACUUUAGGACGCUUUUGGACAAAUUGCCAUUUUACAUUUACAUUUAACCAACUUAACCGACUGACGAAAUUUGACCAAGACCGCCCCCUGCCACCCCCUUCUCCGCCCCCCCGCCACCCACUGCGCUUUAAUUUUCAAGGCCGAAAGCUGCAACAAGCAAUAAAAAAACAAAACCACAAAUGUUAAAAUGAAAACGAAAACGAAAAAUGUAACGAAACUAAUCGUGUGAGGAAUGAGAUAUUUUCUUAGUUGCCUACUGUUUAUAAUGUGACAAAGUGAAAGCUUUCCACCUCAACUCUUUACAUCUAUAUUAUAUAUAUCUACGUAUAUCGAAAUCACAUGUACUGUAUUCAAAUAUAUAUAUAUAUAUAUAUUAAUUUUCGAUUCGUAUUCCCCUGUACUUUAUGGUUUUUACUUUACUUUGAUCUACUCAGCGAAUGUGCAAGUGAAUGUGGAGAAGAUCCAAACAAAUUGUGUACAACUAAUUAGGAAAUACUUAACUUUACACAUGUUUCUCAAUCACUUGAUAUAUAGUUACUUUAAUUCCUAAUCGACACGCAUAUUAUAUUAUAUAGCUAUGUAUACCUACCUAUAUAUAGUCGAAAAAAAUUGGCAAGAUCAAAGCGAGAAAUCAAGCGAACGAAGGACACGAACCUUUAAAUAAAGAUGCUGCCAAAGAUUUUUAUACAAUCGAUGUGGGAAAAUUAGGAGAGAUGAAAGAGGAGUUAUUACAAAGUAAAAUAUUACAUAUUGUCCACCUUAUUUUUACGUUUAUUAUUUGAUUAGUUCGAUCAAGUGUAUUAAUUUUGUUCUGUUCUUUCUGUGGUAAAAAAUAAAUGAAUUGGAAAACAAAAGCGAGAGAUAUUUUUGAGACUUUUGCUCAAAAGAAAACCAAAAAAAUGUAAAUGUAAAGCAGCGCUAUUAACUGAAACUAAUUAACGAUAUCGAUAUAGUACAGUAUUUCCAGCUGGAUUUGUUACAUAAUUUGUUCCUCGAUGCGACGCUUAAGAAAAAACCAAACAGAUUCGUGCGGAUAUAGGACAUAUAACACUAUACAUAUACGAUAUACAUAUUGAAAGUGAGGAUACAUAUAGAGAGAGUCGGGUAUAUAUGUAGAGGGGUAUUCACAUCAGACAAGGUCGAUGGUUUAGUUAACUACACACCACACACACUGCUACACACAAUGCCUCCUGAGCCACCAGCCACCCACAAAACGCCCACUACGCCCACAAACACCCACCCCCCCCCCCCCCCCCCCCCCCCCCCCCCAUGGUUUGCCCAUAUUUAGUAGUUCGUGCGUCUUGCAUCAUAAUUGCAUUUAGUUAAAUUCCGAGACAAGAGCCACAAGUAACAUAAAUCGAAAGUAAAACAAACAAACAAACAAAAAACAAAAGAAAAACCAACCCAAACAAACGCUUUAUACAUCAAAUUAUUUUAAUAUAAAUGUAUAACAAAACAUAUAUCUAUAUAUACAUAUACAAGCAGACAUAUACAAAACGACAACAAAUAUAUUAUGUAUUUUAUUUAAAGCGAGAAAACAUUUUUUAAGGAGGUCUCUCUGGUCCAGAGAACCCAUUCAGAUAAAGGAACUCAACCUAUAAGACAGUCCCCGUUAAAAAAGAUAGGAGACGUGCGAGGAAAACAAAAAACAAAAAACCAAAACAAAUUUACUAAAUUAUUUAUACAUGCGUACAUAUACUUACAUAUAUGUAAAAACAAUAAUUGAUAGAAACCAAAACAACAGAAAUACAAUCUAGUGUACGUCAAUUUUUUGAUGAUAUUUUUCGCCUUAUUAUAGACAAACAAAAUGAAAUCGAUGGAAAACCAAUUCGAAGUAAAGUUAGUUGAAACCGGGGGGUUAUUAUCCCCGGCUUCCAGUAGGAAUACCAAGAAAGAACACUUUUUAAUAAAAGCAGAACAAUUUUUUGGGAUUUAUUUGCGGAGAUCACAUGUCAAGUUGACAACAAGAAAAUGAACACUAAACGACAAGCAAUCAAUUACCAAAAAGAAUUAUAUAUAUAUUAUACGGAUAAAUCAUUAAUAACAUUAAGCGAUGGAAACUGAACGAAAAAAAAACAAAAAAAACCAACAAUAUGUAAUCAAAAGCAAGUUUACAAUACACACACGACACUCUAACAACCAAACAUUAUCAAAAAAAAAAAACAAACUGGAAACUCAAAGCAAGCAAAUCAAUUAAACACGUUUCUAAAUCGAUCUAAAGACAUUUUAAAUCUAACAGAAAACCAUGAAAACUAGACCCAAAAUUUGAUUUGCCUGCUAUAAGUAAUGGAGAAAACAAACAAGUUCCUCAACUUUAUGAUUUAUGAUUUAUGAUAUAUGAUUUAUGAAUUUACAUUUAAUUUUUUUUUUCCUUUAAACCUUAAUUUAUUUCUUGUAAUAUCUUAACUCACGAAACAAUUGUUGAUAAUAUUGAGUUGUGUUCAGCCUAUGUGAAUUAUGUGAACGAUAUAUAUAUUUAUAUGUAGGUCAAAUAAUAUAGAACACCAGGGAUCAAAAGGUACUCCCCCUACUUUGUGAAAACCCCCAGAAAUAAAAGAUGAGCCGAAAAGAAUUUAAAAACAAUAUACUGAACAUUAUCGCCUUUGUUUUUCCUUGGUUCUUAACACACAUCACACAUUUUGGUACCACUCAGGCUUUGUAUCUGUAUCUUGCCUAAAAUCUCUGUUCAGAUAUUGCAUUUAAGUCAUCGACCAUUUAACGCUUUCCGCUUGAACUUAAUGUUUAGAAAAUAUUUUAAAAAAAAUAUGUAGAAACCAAUAAGAGAGGCUAAAAAUGUAAAAACUCCCUGGUCGAGUUGUUGUGUUAAAUUUGCGUACAUAUCACUGGGAAUUAUUUACACUAUGCUACAAAAAACGAAAAACGAAAAGCGAAAAAGGGAAAACCAAAAUGAAAAUAAGAGAUUUUUUGCAUAAUGUUUACACACUAUGCCGAUAUUUAUACACCACAAUGGGGAUAGGUUUGUCGAUUUGGUUCCCACACCCCUGGUUUUUUCUUCGAUCGAUUGUUGCUCACCUUUUUUGUCAGUGUGUGUGUGUGUCUUGUGCGUGCGAAUGAGUGUGUAGUGUUUUUGAAUAUAUAUCUAAGCGCAUAUGUCUUAUAGAGGAAACCACACAGAAACUAAAACUAUAGUGCCAUGAUUUACGAUAGAAAACGAUAAACGAAAAACGGUUUAGAGUAAGGAAGCGAAAAAGAUAAAAAUUGUUUAUUGAUGUGCUGUAACAUUUAGUGAGUCCUUUUUUGACAACCGACAAAACCAAGUAACAAAUUAAAAAAAACAAAAAAUAUUAUAUACAUAAAUAUUUACUAGUUUAUAGCGAAAAAAUCAAGUUAGAAUCAACAAAUUGCAAUACAAAACGAAAACGAACAUGAAAUCGAAAACGAAAUAGGAAUAAAAGCUUUUCGUGUUUGGGCCAGAUGGAAGCUAUGUACGUAUUAUCUACGAUAGGAUCGGAUCGAAAUGGAAAUGUUAGGGGGAGCUAAGCGGCAGGAUACCAUAUGAAAACAGAAGCAAUUAGAAAGCUUUUAUUUUUCUAGAAUUUUAAUACCAAAACCGAACAACAAGGAAACCAGAAACUAAGCUAAUGAACAAGAAAACCAACUUCCUAAUUUCUCUCAGCGCAAAUACAAAAAACAAAAAAACAAAAAGCAACAAUUUAAAUUAACAAAUACAUUAACUAACUAGUAGCAUACGAAAUGGCAUGGGAAUACCAAAGACAAUUGGGUAUCAAUAUACUAGUUGUAGAACCAUAGAGCAAUAAUAUUAUAGCAAGUAAUGCCGAGUGAAACAAUUUGAGAACUCAAAUUGUCUCUGGGGUAAGAGAACCGUUCAACAUGUGGCAUGUACCCCAAAAAACCCAACAUUUUUAUGUGUAGCGAUAUUAUGGAAAACAAAAUUUACACAACUAACAAUAACAACACAUUUAUACAUAGCUCGAUAAUAACAAUAUAUAUAUAUAUAUAUAUAUGUAUAUUCGAAUUAAGAUAUGACCAAAAAACAAAACCAAUAGAAACCGAAAACUUUUGCGCGCCUUGGCAAAUUUUUAAGUAAUAUAUAUAUACUAUAACAAAAGAAAACGAAGAAACUAAAUGUAGAUACCAAUUUAGAGGGCAGGAAAAUCCAGAUCGGAGCGAGCUACACUGCAAGAAACACUAAAAUCACACACACACACACACACACGAAACGCAUAAAUUAGACAACGAUGUAUUGGAAAAAUGGAUAAUGAAAGUGAAAAACGUAAAAUGUAAAAUGUAAACGGUGUGUGGGCAGCAUGGCCAAGGCCCUCGGGAUCCUCCAGAAUACGCAUAGAUUAUCCAAUCCCUAUAGAGAUCAAAUAAUCGACAUUUCAAGCAAACGUAAUGCAAACCCAAUAAACAUUAACGAACAAAUUCCCUGUGUUGUCAAAUGGCUUUAAACAAAUGAGAAACCAAAUGAAUAAUGGAAAACCAAAACCAAAAACCAGAUACAGAUACGAUUUGUAAUCCAUAAGCAGAUAUUUUGUAAGGUAGCGAAGUUUGCAAUAACAUUUUUGGGGUCGAGUGCAGGAACACAACAACAAUAUUUUUGGGCACCAAAUAUACAGUCAACUUAUUGUAUUGCAUUACGAUUACGAUUACGAUUACGAUAUUUAUACAUAUACUACCUAUAUAGGACUACGGAUGAUAAAAAUCAAUUGGACGAGUAUGAUAAUGAAAAAUACGGUUUUCCAGCAGAUCGAAGACGAAGAAAACGAUAGCAAAACCAAAAAAAAAAAACAAACAAACAUAUUACCAUUAGAAUGUUUUAUGAAUUAUAUACACCUUAUAUACAUGAUAUAUACAUGACAUAUACAUGUGUACUUUAGCCGAUAAUAACGAUAAGAUGUUGAAUGAAUUUUAUGUGAGUUAUUUUUGAUGUUGUAUAGUUAAAAACAAAAAACGAAAAACAAACCAUUAACAAACCAAAACAAUCUCCCUUUAAGCAACCAAAGCGAAAAACAAACAAUUGUUGGGCAUUUUAAUUAAACUAAAAAAAAAUACAGAGUGCAAUACAAUAAAAAAAAAUACAAAAAAAAAAGUAAAAACCAUGUAAGAGAAAGGGCAAACUCAAGGCACAGCAAACAUUUUUUCGAGCAGAUCGAACCGAUAUAUGUUUACCCAAAACUAUUCAACAGGAUUUUUGAACUUUCUUUGAGAAUAGAAAAACAAAACUAAAAGAAGCUGCCUCAAAAGUAAAAAUUGAAUUAACUUAAAAUUUACUAAGCAAAUAUAUAUACACAUAUAUAUUUCAUAUGGACAGUGGGCGCCAAAAGUAGCCACUGUGGAUAUUUAAACUCGAACAAAUGGAAUUUUACCAAGCAAAAAACCAAAAAACAAAUAACGAAGAAAGCUAAACUUAAAAAAAAGAACACCAAAACACAAAUGAUUUAAACAAAUUUACAUCAAAACAUAAGUAUUUGUAUCUUCGUUUUUUUUUUGUAGGGCAGCAUUUAGUUAAUAGCACAAGGGUUAAAGGGCAAACACCAAUAAUUAAAGAAAUUAAAGUAAAAAUGAAAGAAAAAAAACAAAA
Messenger RNA from Drosophila subpulchrella, 14360 nucleotides. It is a transcript of the gene mei-P26, whose product is annotated as B-box type zinc finger protein ncl-1. Gene Ontology annotation, molecular function: protein binding; ubiquitin-protein transferase activity; zinc ion binding. The record is from RefSeq and is a predicted model, not a curated record. Gene Ontology annotation, biological process: positive regulation of DNA-templated transcription. Bases 983 to 4666 code for a protein of 1227 amino acids. NCBI's taxonomy places the organism in Eukaryota, Metazoa, Arthropoda, Insecta, Diptera, Drosophilidae. Gene Ontology annotation, cellular component: chromatin; nucleoplasm. The transcript has 8 exons.